This is a messenger RNA of Gossypium arboreum, 1008 nucleotides long. RefSeq lists its product as uncharacterized. Bases 1 to 1008 code for a protein of 335 amino acids. The transcript is spliced from 2 exons. The record is from RefSeq and is a predicted model, not a curated record. Lineage: Eukaryota; Viridiplantae; Streptophyta; Magnoliopsida; Malvales; Malvaceae.
AUGUCUGGGCUGCUAAGCGAUUGCUGCAAGACGGGUUGUGCUGGAGAGUCGGACGAGGAACCAGAAUAUCCGUAUGGGAUGAUUGUUGGGACAUGGAAAACUGACUUAAUUAAUCAUACCUUUCCAGUUGAUGUUGCUCAGAAAAUUCUACGAAUCCCGCUGGCAGAAACACCUCACGAGGAUUUUAAAGUAUGGAUGGGAGAGCAAUCUGGUGAUUUUUCAGUGAGGAGUGCCUACAAACUAUUACAAGAUGUUCGAUUGGAUCCUAAUUUUUAUUUAAUACAGACCGAUCUAAAGGAUUUCUACGGCAAGCUAUGGAAUUUACAACUACCUGCCAAGAUAGCAAUUACAAUAUGGAGAAUAUAUUGGAACUAUAUCCCUACUCUAGCUAAUUUAAAACAUAAACGGGUGAGUAAUGACGCGACCUGUCCUCGAUGUGGAAGAGGGGAAGAAGACAUCACCCACAUCUUUAGGUAUUGUCCUGCAACAGGUGAAAUAUGGCCAUUAUUAGAUCUGUCAUGGAUUAGUGAAAGUACGAUUCAAGGAUUUUGGGAAUGGAUUACCUGGGUUUUCAGAACGAGUACCUCUGAGCAGUGUAAGAUUUACUGUUGUGGCAUGUGGUUUCUUUGGAACUCAAGGAAUAAAUUCAUACAUGAGCAGAAAAUAGAAACAGGGAGAGAGUUAUCUCUUAUAGUUAGAAACUACAUAGCUGAACUCGAAGGGUUGAGGACGAAAGCAAGCACCUUAAAACCGAGCAGCAGUCACAGGUACCAAGAGGGAGGAACCAGCGUGACAAUUCAGUUCGACACAGCAUUUGAUUGUAGAAAUUUUAAGUCUACAUCUGGCCUGGUGGUCUGGGGCAGGGGCGGACGACUCAUGGCAACGAAGACGGUUUUACACCGGAAUGUUCAGUCUCCAUUUCCUGCUGAAGCCCUUGCUGGUUUACAGGCGGUUAAACUAGGGAGUGAAAUGGAGUUCCCCUCUAUGACAGUUAUGGGGGAUUCCUAA